AUGCGCGAUAAAACAAUCAUACGAACUGAAGAAAACGGCAACUGUUCAUAUGCAGGGACAUGUCCCAAUAUACCAACAGAAGCUCUUCUUUCUCUAGGUCCAGAGAACCGUUUUAGCCUCACACCACCAACCAUUCGACUUUUUAUUGGUAAAUAUCGUACAUAUCCAUCUACUUUGGCGUGCGGUACUGAUGAUGAUGCUCUUUCGUUUCAUGCCACAACCAUUCUCAAUUAUCUUCGUGAUGAAUUACAUCAUGACAGUAACAAAGAUUGUGUUACACGAAAAUAUGAUCGAAAAAUAAAAAAACAUUAUGUUCAAUCACGCCUUUGUGACUUAGGUAAUGGUAUUAUGAUUUCUAUGGACUCAUCUUUGAAUGCUGACGUACAAAAUCCAAACAAACUUUUAAGUGAUUAUCCAGACAAUUACUUUCUACUUGUAUCAGAAAUGGAAAUACACUAUUUACCUGAACAUGAUACAUUCGUACAAGAUUUAGCAAGUCAAUUUACCAAAAUGACCAUUUUUACAUCAAAAUCAUGCACUUUACAAAUGGUCUGUAAAAGUCAAUGUGAAUAUUAUUUGAGUGGAAUUAAAAUUAAAAAACCAUUGAUUACUGAUCUUGCUCUUCAUUAUGGUUCUAAUUUUGUAUCAACACAUGACAAAAUUAUCAAAAACUUAAAUACAAAAGAAUCUAAAGGUAUUGUUCUUCUUCAUGGCAUUCCAGGUUCAGGAAAAACACAUUAUAUUCGAUAUUUAAUUCAAGAAAUUCAAGAUAAAACAUUGAUAUAUGUUCCACCAGAUAUGGCAAAAGAAAUUUCAUCACCUGCAUUCCUUCCUUUUCUCAUGGAACAACAAGAUGCUAUUCUUAUCAUUGAAGAUGCAGAAAAUAUUAUUAGAGAUCGAAAUGACUCAUCAACACCAUCUCAAGCAGUUGCUAAUCUUCUUAAUUUAUCUGAUGGUUUGUUAGGUGAUGCAAUGCAUCAACAAAUCAUUGCCACAUUUAAUUGUGACUUAACAACCAUUGAUCCAGCUCUGUUACGCAAAGGAAGAUUAAUUGCUCGUUAUGAAUUUAACAAAUUAGAUGUGGAAAGCUCAAAGAUUCUGUCUGAUAAAUUAGGUUUUGGUAGUGAAAGUAUAAGUGAACCAAUGACUCUUGCAGAGAUCUAUAAUCAAGGUGGCAAUGAAAAAGAAGAACUCAUCGAUUAA
Adineta steineri is the source of this 1203-nucleotide messenger RNA. The record is from the annotation of a GenBank genome assembly. NCBI's taxonomy places the organism in Eukaryota, Metazoa, Rotifera, Eurotatoria, Adinetida, Adinetidae.